Sycon ciliatum is the source of this 8176-nucleotide messenger RNA. Its product is annotated as rootletin-like. The record is from RefSeq and is a predicted model, not a curated record. Bases 106 to 7794 code for a protein of 2562 amino acids. Gene Ontology annotation, molecular function: protein binding. NCBI's taxonomy places the organism in Eukaryota, Metazoa, Porifera, Calcarea, Leucosolenida, Sycettidae. The transcript is spliced from 53 exons.
GUCGACAGCGAAGUCACACCAUGGCGAUGGGCGCUCCCGGUUUGAAAUUGACUUUGCAACAUCUCGGAUCAGUCAAUGCCAUUAGUACAGUGUCAGUAGUUGUCAAUGACCAUUCCGCUUCUCACCCUGUCCAAAGGCAACGUUCUGUGGCUGUUGGUCCAUUUCUUCUCGUUCGCUCUUGCCGGCGUUGUAGAAAUGUUCAAGCAAGUCAAGAAAACCUUUGGCGGUGGGAAAAAGAAUAAGGGAACGUCUGCUGCUAGUGCUGCAGCAGCGCCUGCAGCCGGUGCAGAAGAUGCUGAUACCUACGAGGACAUCAAAGAAAAAGACUUGACGAAACUGCAGUUAGCUGCAUGGCAUGGUGACCUCGGCCAAGUAACCAAGUGCCUGAAGAAGAAGCCAACAGCGGGCGAGGCCCUAUACAAAGGACGCUCUGCAUUACAUCUGGCUGCAUGUGCUGGCCACAGCGAUGUUGUGGAGUACCUGUGCCACCAGUGUCCGCGUCUCAUCAACGGACAGGAUGACGUCGGUGCAACCCCACUAAUGAGAGCUGUGCGUUGUGGCUCAGGUCCCUGUGUUGAAAAGCUGCUCGACAGUGACUGCGAUGUAUCGGUGGCCGACCACACUGGUAACACUGCCCUCCAUAGAUGUGCACAGCAAAAUGACCAGAGCAUGGCAGCUAUGGCCAUCAACCAUGGAGCUGCUAUGGAUGCAGUGGAUAAGGCGGGGAACACACCAUUGCAUGCUGCGGUAAUGGCCGGAUCGAUGGAAACAAGUGAUCUGCUGCUGUCUCGCGGAUGUUCUCCGGACAAACUGAACGAGAGCUCCAUGACCCCUCUGAUGAUCGCCGCCAACGAGAAUCGUGUGAUGCUGAUCAAGAACGCUUUGCUCAAGUACCCAGUCAACAUCUUGAUGACAAAUCAGGAGGGACUCAAGGCAUCCGACAUAGCUUUGGUCAAUGGCCAUCAUGGUCUCCACGAUCUGAUCGCGAACCAUGAGAUUAACCCCACUUCACCAGUACAUUCCAAGUCGCCUAGGAGUCCAAUGGCACAGGCAUCUGGAGGGCCUGGACCACCGCCUUUGCGGCCUAUCCGAACUCAGUCGCCGCAGGAAAGCAGUGAACCUAUUGGCCGCAAUCCAAACACUUUAGACUUGGAUAUCUCUGAAGCCGUUGAUGAAACAGCUAGUCAAGCUUCAGGAAAUAUCAACUCUUGGGGGUCUGAGAACAGUGAUGCUGAAAUGCAAACACUGACACAGCCCGAAGAACCGACCCAGCCUCAAAGCAGUCGCACUGGAUCCGUUCGACAGCAGCCAACUGCUGGAGGUGCCGCUGGACGCCAUUCACCUUGGACAACACUAAGCCCACCUGCUGGUCAAGGUGAUGAGAGUGAGUCAUCUGAUGGCGUUGCCAAGGCCAUCCCAGUCAGGCAAAGUAGAACGAGAAUACCAUCGUCCGUCACCACAUCGAGGCCCCAGUCACCUUCCGUGGACAGUGCCGCCGCGAUCGGUCAAAUUGAUACCAAGAUUCCUCGACCGAAACCCGGUGCAUCGCUGCCACCGUUAUCAACCAAGCACAGUGCCAGUGAUCUGAGAUCAGGAUCCAAGAUACCGUUGCCGGCUAGUAGCCCUAUCGGCACUGGUUCAGGGUUUGCUGGUGCGUCACCACUGGAUAAAUCGUCACCAAGCAGAGCGGCUGGUGUACAUGGCGCUGCUACUGCUGCUGGUGCUACUGCUGGUGCUGGACGUGAUAUGUUUGACGGAGGCAUGGGAGCAGCAGAAGAAGAUGAUGAUUGGAACACGGAGUCAAGUGUUAGUGGCCUACACGAUGAUGCCACUGGUGAUGCUGGCCUUUUCUCUCCUGCUCGCGGGUCACCACGAAGCAAAGCAGCUUCACCGAGGAGUGUCAAGGAUGUUCCAAAGGCCAAUCCGUCCCUUGAGCAGCAACAACCAGUGAAUGUACAAACUGAUGAAGUUGAAUCUGACUCUGACUUUACUUUGGAUGAGGAAGAGGAGGAGGAAGAAGAAGAAGAAGAAGAGGAGGAGGAGGACAGUGGAGAGCAACACUUGGCUGCAGUUGAAGUGCGAAAUCCGUCCACGAGGCCGCCAAUGUCUGCCGAUCUGGGCCUUGAUGAAGCCAGCUUUAGCCAUGCCAGCAAUGCCAGCUCGUUAUUCUCUACAAUGGAGCAGCCAGAUGACACUCCAGCUGCAACACAUGUGGCUCUUGGUGGUGAUAAACAGGAAGGCGAUCAGGAAGAAGAGUCUGACUUUUCAUAUGAAGAGUCCCCAAGUCAUUCUCCUGGUAGGAUGCGUGCCAGUCUCGCUGAUUCACCUUCAGGGAAUCUGCAUGAAGCCGUUGCUCAUGCUGACUCCGCACCAGCAGCUGGGAAAGUGGAUGCAGCUAAAGAAGGCCCGGGAUCACUAACAGAGAGUAGCUGGGAUAGUGAGGAUGAAGACAGUGCACUAACGCCUGAUGACAGUGAUGGUGAAGAACAGCUGGUCGGUGCCCUGGCUGGUCUUGGACACCCGCAGAUGAUGUCGUCGCCGGCUCAUCGCCAGGUCUCCCCGCGUGACAAACACACAUCUCCGAGUCCAUCGCCAACACCGCAGGGCUCACUCCACAGCGACACAUUGCACGGCUCUGAUGAAGCUGUGCAAGCACAGGCACCGAUGCACCCAGAGCUUUCAAGUCAGCAGACGCCGCAUUCUGCUGCAGAACUCAAAACAAGUGUAGGUGACGACUCUCUGUCAGAUUCAAGGGAUUCCUUUGAUUCUACUCCAGGUCGUGCACAGCACUCUCUACCUAAAGCUCCGGUGAUUGAUGAUGAUGAUGAUGACGAUGAUGAGUCACCUCCGGCAAAAAAUGUGCCGUUAGACCAAGACAAUGCCGAUAUUUCAUCUGACUUCAGCUAUGAAGAGGACGAUGAAGAGGGAGAUGAUGAUGUUGAUACUCCAUCUCAACAGCCAUCUGUAGUUGUUGGUGCAUCAUUCGAUAAACCCAGUGUUUUGGAAGGAAGCAGCUACUUCGGCGAUGCCAGCUUGCCCGGCGACAGCCCAAUACAAGAUAGGUUGAUGCCUAAGCAAGCGCAGGGUCCAGUCGGAAAGCUUCCUUCUUUGCAAACCAAAUCGACCUUGUCACCGUUGAGCAGCCCUGGCAGAGUGGCUUCUCCACCUGCACUGGCUGUUGGACUUGAAGGCUCUAGAAAGGCCAGUCCUGGCAGGCAGCCCGACAUAUCCCCUCGCUCCUCGCCUAGCCCACUAGCUAUGCCAGGCAUCUCACCAAGGCAAGCACAAGUGAGUGGAUUGACCUCACCUAGACACCCAGUAUCGGAUCACAUCGGAGGUGCGGCGAGAGUGACAUCAGAGGAGUCGGAUUUCAGCUUGAGCGGUACAGAUGAAGACUUGAGGGCGGCGUUCUCCGCAUCUUCUCACGCUCAGCCUGGGCAAACCGAUCUCACAGAGCCUUCGCGUCCAGCAAUCUCUCCCUCAGCACGACUGGAUGAGGACUUUUCGGAUGCCAGUGUGGACAAGGAGGAUCGCCACCCUAGUGGCCUUGCACCUGAAGACUCUGACUUCUCUUUGGAUGAUUCCAAUAGUGAUGUGCCUAUCUCAGCCCAGCGCUCGCCUAUCAUUGCAGGUGAACCGCAGUCUUCAGCUUCUGAUUUCUCACUGGACAGCACACAGGACCACCUCAAGGACACGUUCACGGUGCAGGAUCUAAAACCCACGGCCAGGGAGAGCGAGUCAGGUCUAGCUGGGUCUUUGCCAGACAUGAUUGCCUCACCGGCAUCAGCUCAGUCAGCCGUGCGGCACUCGUCAGGUCCUAGUUCUCCCGUAUCCCCUGUUGGAGCAUCCGCAGCAACACAGGCACAGGCACGUUUGCUGCAGAAAGAAAGUGACGACUGGGCGAGUGCACAGGAGCAGACAAGAAAGGCGAACGAAGAAGCUCAGCAGCGGCGAGCCGAGCAGGAGCGCCUGGCUCUGGAGGCACAAGAAAGGGCUCUUUUGCGUCAGCAAGAACUUGAUAACCUUGCCAGACUGGAAGAAGAACGGCGAGCUGCAGAAGCAAAGCAGCGCAUGGAAGAGGAGCGACAGCAGGAUGAGAGACGUCAGCAGCAAGAAUUCUUGGAGAAGGAAGCGCAUGCUAAACAGGAGGCAGCCGCAGCCGCUCAGCGGAGACAAGAAGUCGCCAGACUCAAGCAGGAGAGGGAAAAGAAAAUGGAGGCUGAGAAUCGUGCUAGGUUACAGCGGAAACAAGAAGCUGAUGCACUGCAUCGCAUCAAGAUGCAGGAGAGCAUUGAGGAGGAAAGAUCCAUUGCCAGACGCCAGUCAUCACAUCUACUAUCUCCCACCUCUGAUCGUCCACGGUCGGGCCUGAGUGGAUCCGUGUUUGCCGGUACACCAGGCUCAUCUCCUCGCCAUAGAGCUGUGGAAAGUCACCAUUCUCACCAGAGUGUGGGUUCUGACGACGACGACAACGACGACGACGAUGAUGGAGAUCUAGAACUGGAGAAGGCUGCAGCAGCACAUGUCAGGAGUGCAUUGAAUACCACCGAUGGCCGGCAUUCAUCCAUGCUGGAACACCGUAUACCCAGGGCAGUCAUAUCACCCACUGCUUCGGGCAUGUCCUCCGAGAUCAGUGUAUCGGUGGCGGAUGAGAAAGCUCAUCUUGAUGACGACAUUGCCGAUUCGAGUGGCAGCACCGGAAAUAUUCUACUAGAGGGAAUGAUGUCAAGUAGCCAGUCCACCAACCCACUAAUGGCCUCCACCCCGCUCCGCCAACACAACACACUGACGCAGCGGCAGCAAGACGCAACUCUAACCAGCCCAUUUGCAUUUGGGGACACAUCAAUUCUAUCACCUCGUCACAAGGAAACUGUUCGUGGCUUACAAAGCCAGUUGGAUCAGGCGAAGCGAGACCUACAGGCCAGCCAGAACGAGAGUGAGCAGCUGAAGUUCAAACUUACUGAGGCCAAGAAGUCUGCUGAGGACAAUGCAAAGAUGAAAACAACUGCUGAGCACACACGCAUGGAUGGAGACUUGAAAUUGAGAAAUCUGAUGUUCCAGUACCAGCAAGAAUGCCAGGCGAAGGAGACAGCAGACGCACAGGUCAGACACUUACAAGAACAUUCGCAGGAGCUUGAAGAGAAACUAGCCAGUGAUAUUGAGAUUCGUCACAGUGCUGAGAGCACAUGUCGGCAACUGGAGAUGGAGAAAGGAUUGUUGCAGGCACAAUUGGAGCAGAUGGAAUCAAGACUCAGUGUCAGCCGGGAGGAGAUCAGCCAAGAGAGGAAUUCCAAAGAGCUUCUCAAGGAACUGCUGGAGCAGCACAAGGCUCACCAGGGAGCAUUGCAGGAGGAAGCUACACAAGCAACCCGUGUGAAGUCUGAGCUUUCAGCAGUAAUGGAGGCAGCAGGAAGGGAGUGUCGUGAGCUGAAGGAUAAGCUGGCUGUUCAACAAUCACAACUCGAAUUAGCCCAGGCUGAGCUAGAGGUGGCACAGCGUCACAACGAGGAGCUGUCGACCACACAUGAAGUAGACCUAGAGGAACUGAGGGAUGUGCUCCAUGAGAAAGCCGAGGCACUGAAUCUAGUGGAGCAAACUGUGUCACAGGAGAGGCUGUCCCAUCAGCUAGAAGUGCAAGGGAUUGAGAACAAGCUACAGCAAGUCACAGUCCAGCUGGAAUCCACCCAGAGUCAACUCAAAACUCACCAGGACGAGAUCCGGGCUGCUGAGUUGCAGUUAGCUGAACGUAAUGGACAAGUGGCUUCUAUGAGCAAGGAACAAGAGUUACGGGGCCAGUCCUCCAAAGAUACCGAGGAGCAAUUGCGCAGGAAGGUGGAAUUGCAUGACCGAACACUGGCUGAGGUGUCUUCCCUGAAGGAAAGGGUGUCUGCUGCUGAGGCAGAGGUGGUUCUGCUGCGCUCUCAUAACCAGACAGCCAACAAACAACUACGUGAGCGAGAGCGUGCUGGAGCGGAGGCCCAGCAAAAAUUCACCGAGAUGCUGAAUUCUUGUCGGAUGGAUGCUGAGCGGACUAAACAUGAAGCUGAUAGCCGCCAAGAGCAUACCUAUUCACAGCUCAUGACGACCAAGGAGCAGCUAACUCGAAGCGAGAACGCCCUUCAGAAGCUGCAGCUUGAUCUAUCCACAGCCAACAAGGAUUAUCGCCAGCUGUCUGAAAGAGAAGUUCAGCUCACAACGCUGCUCCAAGAGAAGACUAAGCAAAUCACCGAUGCGGAAGAGAAAGCGGUUCAGCAAGGAAAUCACAUCUCUGUGCUUUCAGAUAAGCUGAAUGUGGUGCAACAAGAACUUGCAGCCACGUCUGACCGCGAACGACAACUUAGUGAGCAACUAGAUGCAGCCGAGAAGGUUAGCGCCGACGUGAAUGAUCGUCUGCAGAUGACCACCAGGGAUGCGCUUGGAGUGGCAACAACCAAGAAUGAUCUUGAACAGGAGCUGUCCCACCAGAGUCAAGACAAUGCUAGACUGAUGCUCGACUUGAAGGAACUACAGAAGAAGUAUGAUGAAGUCACAUCGGAUGCGAUCAGGAUGAAAGAGGCUUAUGUCCGACUGGAGGCUCGGGUAUCCCAGCUGAAGUCUGAGAACCUCAGCUACUCUCAGAAGCUCAAGGAAGAGACGUCUUUGCGCACUGUUGCAGAACACGACUCCGAGGAGUCGAAAGCACUCUGGGAAAACGAGAUCCGAUCCCGAUCACACCUUGGCGCACAGAUGGUUGCCUUCGAGAAGAAAGAAGCUGAGUUCAAGGCUGAACUGGAGCAGGAACGCAAGAAAACCCUGAAGGCCCUGCACAUGAAGAAGGAUUCAGACAACAGGGCAUCCACCAUUGAUGAAAAAUGCACUGAGCUGGAACAGAUGCUGAAGUCAUACAUGACUGAGUACAAGGCAGUAAAGCGACGCCUAAAGGAUGUGCUCGCAACUCAACUCACCUUGCCAAAGAUACAAGCUGAUAUGGAGGUAGAGCGAACUAAAUUCCAUGAGCAGAUUCGAGUUCUUCAGGAUCAGCUGACUGAGUACAACGCACACGUGCAGAAUGGUGAAACACGCCGUCACGAGUACAAGAAGACCUGCACUAGACUGAAAGAUGAGCUGCGGCAUGUCAAGGGUGACCUGGAGAGUAGAAGGCAGCGGGAACAGACGCUUCAAACCGCUAUAGAGUCACUGGAGGCAGGCAAGGUGUCUGUGCAACAUGAACUGGAGGACUUGAAGAGCAAGCUUGGCAGCAAGUGGAUAGAUGCAUCAGAGAUGCAAGAGUACAAGAGAAAAGUGGAGCUGGAGUCACGUACUGAACUCAACAAGAGGCUUGCAUCUGUGAACAGCCACUUACAGGAACAGGCAAGCUCUCGGAUCGCACUGGUGAAGAUGCACUCCGACACCAUGACCAAAGCGCACUCAGAGCAUGGUGAAAAACUCACAACCGUGAAGGCUGAGCUUGAGCGCACCGAGUCACAACUGCGCGAGUCCCAGCUGAACCUGGAACUGGCACAUGCUGAUACCAGCAAAUACAAGAAACUUUAUGAAGCCGAGGCAAGGCACAGUCAGUUGCUAUCCAAUCGACUCGUCAAGCAUAGCAAAACAGAUCAUCAAAGCACAAGACUAAGAACAACCCAUUCUCAAUUUGCUGGUGCUGACGAUGCACGUGCACAUGGCUCAACAUUGACUGCAGAAAUGCUUGGUACCACAAGCCAGUCAAGAUCGAGGGCACAUGGAACUGCUGGCACAUCCACUGGUCUUGGUGGAAAGCUUGGACAUUCUUCAACAUUGGGAAAGAAACUGUAAAGAACGAAUCCCAAGGAAGCUGAGAGUAAUGGAAAGAUCUUGUACAUAUGUACACUACAGUUUGAUGUCCAUAUUUCAAAGUUUCAUGCAUAUAUGUAAAAGCUGUACUAUUUAGUGAGCACACCACCAUUGCCCAAUGCCUUCUUGAUUAUUUUCUAGCGCUAAAUGCUACUGAGUAGACCCCCCCCCCCCCCCAAAUCUCCCCUUCCUGCUCUGUACAAACUUCACAGCACAUUAUCUUCUCUUUAAACAACAUUUUUCUUAACAAGCUUUUUCAAACUACUCUAAUCUCUCCCUCUAGUCUCACACUGCAUAAAGUUAGGAGAUUCGGUGAGUAUUCCUGUCAAUAUAUUUGCCAAAAGAAACAAAAAAUCUAAAAGUA